This is a messenger RNA of Diospyros lotus (date-plum), 1716 nucleotides long. Its product is annotated as aspartic proteinase nepenthesin-1-like. Bases 190 to 1575 code for a protein of 461 amino acids. Gene Ontology annotation, biological process: proteolysis. The transcript has a single exon. The record is from RefSeq and is a predicted model, not a curated record. NCBI's taxonomy places the organism in Eukaryota, Viridiplantae, Streptophyta, Magnoliopsida, Ericales, Ebenaceae. Gene Ontology annotation, cellular component: extracellular region. Gene Ontology annotation, molecular function: aspartic-type endopeptidase activity.
UGUAUCUGCAGAGAGGAACUCCCUAGCUAUCUGAGUACUGGAACAGUCCCUUAUGGUUUCUCAAUUCAUAUUCUAUCUUCUUGUAUCAUCAGCAGAAGAGUUAGUACACCAACCUAUCCAAUUGAAAUGCUCGUCAACUGAUAAAGCCUGCCUCGAUAAAUCAUCUAGUCUAGUCAUAUAUAUAUAAAGAUGAUCGACCAUUUUAGGUGUCCUUCUUACUGUGCAUCCAUGGCUUCUUUGCCAUCUUCGGCAUUACCAAUGCUAUUUGCAGCACUAGCUGUGAUUCUCCAAUUAGCUUCGCCAUCAUCUUCAAUCUCAAUACGAGCUCUUGCUCGCCAGAAUGUGCCAACCGGGUUCAGAGUCGCUCUUGAACACAUUGACUCAGGAGGAAAUUUCACCAAAUUCGAACGUAUAAGCCGGGCCAUGAAGCGUGGAAAGCACAGGCUUCAGAAGCUCAAUUCCAUGGCAUUGGCUGCCACAGAUUCACAAGUCAAGUCGGCUGUUCAUCCUGGAAGUGGAGAGUUUCUAAUGAAGCUAUCAAUAGGCACUCCGCCAGAGCCCUUCUACGCUAUAAUGGACACUGGUAGCGAUCUGAUAUGGACUCAGUGCAAGCCCUGCCAGCAGUGCUUCGAUCAGCCCUCGCCAAUCUUUGAUCCCAAGAAGUCUUCUUCUUUCUCGAAGCUCUCAUGCUCUAGCCCUCUUUGUGAGGCUUUACCACAUUCGAGCUGUGGUGAUGGAUGUGAAUAUCUCUACACAUAUGGAGAUUAUUCCUCAACUCAAGGCGUUUUAGUCUCCGAAACCUUCACAUUCGACAAGGUUUCAGUGCCCAAAAUAGGGUUUGGUUGUGGAGAAGACAAUGAGGGAGAUGGGUUCAGCCAAGGAUCGGGCCUCGUGGGACUUGGGCGCGGGCCAUUGUCGUUGGUUUCGCAGCUCAGGGAGCCUAAGUUCUCGUACUGUCUAACUUCCAUUGGUGAUGAAUCCAAAGCAAGUGUAAGUACUCUUUUGAUGGGAUCUCUAGCAAGUGUAAACACCACAAGUUACCCUGCAAUCAAAACCACCCCUUUAAUUAAAAAUCGAUCACAGCCCUCUUUCUAUUACCUGUCUCUUGAGGGAAUCACAGUUGGUGAAACCCUAUUACCCAUCAAGAGAUCCACUUUUGCACUUAAAGAAGAUGGAAGUGGUGGCAUGAUCAUUGACUCGGGCACCACCAUUUCAUACUUGGAAGAGAAGGCUUUUGAGAUGGUCAAGAAAGAGUUCAUUUCACAAAUAAAGCUCUCGGUGCACAGAUCAAGGGCGUCUGAUCUAGACCUUUGUUUCAGCUUGCCGUCAUCUAACGAUGCGACGACGGAAGUGGAGGUGCCUAAGUUGGUGUUCCAUUUUGAAGGGGCGGAUUUGGAGUUGCCAGGGGAAAACUACAUGAUUGCAGAUUCAAGUGUGGGGUUAAUGUGUUUGGCCAUAGGAAGUUCAAGUGGGAUGUCCAUCUUUGGCAAUGUUCAACAGCAGAACAUGUUGGUGGUUCAUGACCUUGCCAGGGAAACCAUAUCAUUCAUGCCCACAAAAUGUGAUCAACUGUGACAUAUAUAUUUUGAUUUUCCAUGCUCUGAUUUGUCUAUCCUCCCAAAUCUCAAAUACGUUUGCAUGUCUUUAUUAAUUAAUCAAAUGAGAUGUUAAGGAACUCACACACAAUUUAUCAUAUGAAUCAAGGACCUGCACACA